CUCCGUCGACCUGGAAAUGACGCUCAGCCGCUAUCGCGUCUGCUGCUGCUGCUGCUGCUGCUGCUAGAAAAACGGGCUGGAGAGUAAACAAGCCCCUGCUGAUCCGUCUCGCCGUCUCCAUCUUUAAAGGGCCGUCGCACAGCGAGGAACAAGAUGGGGGCGGUCCUGGGCUUGUGCUCCUUGACCAGCUGGAUACCAUGUUUGUGUGGUAGUGCCCCCUGCCUUUUGUGUCGAUGCUGUCCCAGUGGAAAUAACUCCACCAUAACAAGGUUGAUAUAUGCACUUUUCUUGCUUCUUGGAGUGAGCGUUGCAUGUGUGAUGUUAAUACCAGGAAUGGAAGAACAACUGAAGAAGAUUCCUGGGUUCUGUGGUGGCCAGGUGAAUUGCGAUGUUCUAGUAGGGUACAAAGCAGUGUAUCGUGUAUGCUUUGGUAUGGCUAUGUUCUUCCUCUUGUUUUCCUUAUUGAUGAUCAAGGUAAAGAGCAGCAGUGAUCCAAGGGCAGCGGUCCACAAUGGAUUCUGGUUUUUCAAGUUUGUCACAGCAGUUUCAAUUACAGUGGGAGCAUUUUUUAUUCCAGAAGGACCCUUUACAACUGUAUGGUUUUAUGUAGGCAUGGCUGGAGCCUUCUGCUUCAUUCUUAUUCAGCUGGUUUUACUUAUUGAUUUUGCCCACUCUUGGAAUGAAUCGUGGGUUGAGAAAAUGGAGGAAGGAAACUCAAGAUGCUGGUAUGCAGCAUUGCUGUCUGCCACAGCCCUAAAUUAUCUCCUGUCUCUGGUGGCAGUUGUCUUAUUCUAUAUCUACUAUACUCAUCCAGAAGGCUGUUCUGAAAAUAAGGCUUUUAUCAGUGUCAACAUGAUGCUGUGUAUUGGAGCAUCUGUAAUGUCAAUUUUACCCAAAAUACAGGAAUCACAACCAAGAUCUGGCUUGUUGCAAUCAUCUGUAAUCACAGUUUAUACAAUGUACCUUACUUGGGCAGCAAUGACCAAUGAGCCAGACAGACAGUGCAAUCCGAGUUUGCUGAGCAUAAUUGGAGAUAAUUCCACCAGCCCUCCAGGCGAGGGUCAGCUUGUACUUUGGUGGGAUGCCCAAGGGAUUGUGGGGCUCAUUCUGUUCUUACUGUGUGUUCUCUAUUCAAGUAUCCGAACAUCUAAUAACAGUCAAGUAAACAAACUUACCCUGACCAGUGAUGAGUCAACGCUGAUAGAAGAUGGACUUCCUCGGAGUGAAGGCUCCCUUGACGAUGGCGAUGAUUUACACCGUGCGGUUGACAAUGAGCGAGAUGGAGUUACUUACAGUUAUUCUUUCUUUCACUUCAUGCUUUUUCUUGCUUCACUUUACAUCAUGAUGACGUUAACCAAUUGGUACAGUCCUGACUCUACCUUUGCAUCAAUAACUAGUAAAUGGCCGCCUGUCUGGGUGAAGAUUUCUUCUAGCUGGAUUGGCAUCAUCCUGUAUGUGUGGACUCUGGUGGCUCCGCUUGUUUUAACAAACCGUGAAUUUGACUAAGCCAAGCAUCUUUUCUGAAGGCUUUUAUUGUUUCGUUGCUUAUUUGAUGCUAAUGCUACUCUGUACUAAGAAAUAAUGUAAAUAUGUGUUUGUGUACUUACUAUCAGCAUAGUUUAGCCUGUCUUUAUUAUGCAUGAUAAUUUUAAAUCAGGUUAUCUUGCCAUUUCAACUACUGUUUCCUACUUGAGCUUGAACAUGAUUGCUGCUAGAUUCAGGGCCAAACUAGAAGUGUCGACAGCAGUUCUACAGGCUUUACUCAACAAAAUGCAAGCGGGAAACAAAAUAGGAAGUUUGCUGUGUUCCACCAGCAGUUGCAUAUUCUGUUAGCAGUUGUUAAAGUGUUUGUGGAGCAACUUGCACUUACCUAGUGUAAUUAAGAUUUAACGAGCUGCAAAAGUGCUGUGGCAAGCAUGUGCAAAAUCAAAGUAUUUGGUUUGUUACUUGCGCAGGGUGGAAGUUCAGCAAGUAGCAGCUGUAGUGUUUUAAUUAAAGAAUUCCCUGAUUUUGUAGAAGUGAGGUAUUUGACCUUUAAAAGCAAAAUGGGUGUGUGGGAUUCACCUGCUUGCCAUUUAUUUCUCCCUUGACAUCUUUGCUUCGAGAGCAGUUCUGAUACUUGAUGGGAUAUGUCUAAGAGGCAGACAAGCAGGGAGAGGAUCUAAGAGAUGAUAAACUUGUAGCAGAAGCAUUUGAUUUCCUCAUCUUUAUGCCUGUUACGCUUUUAGAAUGGGGAUACACACUGAUUUCCACACAAGGGGAUUUUUCCUUUUUUAUUUUUUUUUAACACAUCAAGGGGUAGUCAUUUCAUCUGUAUUGGCCGUUUCUGCUCUAUAUGAGGACUGUGCCAAAAUGGGAAGAACCAUUUCAGUGAUCCUUCAGGGAGAAAAUUAAAAGUAGGAUAUAAAUCUUCUUUAGAGGGACCAGACCAAUUUGAAGAGUCACCAGCAAUGUUACUAGGAUGUGUGGUGCGGUCCUUGCCCUCUUGAUUGCAUGAACAAGGGAGGAUUGGAAAUUAGUAAUCACUAAAUAUAUAUUUUAUCUUAUAAUAGCUGAAGCAGCCAGGUUAAAGGCAUUAGUUUGUUGGGUGAUCCCUGCUCCUCCUUUGAAAAUAUGUUGUGCAAAAAGAGGGAUUGACUUUAAUUUUACAGUGAGAAGAACAAAGCAAGGAUAGUCAGUACAGAUAGACGGCAUUUAUAAUUCAGAAGCUAUUUUUACAGAAUUUUCUCCUUUUAAAAAUUCUACACGAAUAACCAUUCUGUUUAGGACUUGAUAGUUGUCACACAAGCAUCUGAGAAACCAGUUCUUUGCUCCUUGCCAAAAGAGAGUGUUUCUCUACGUGCUGUUUAGUUUAACUACAGGGCUUAUAUUAAAGGACUCUGAAAUGUUCGUAGUUUUACUUAAAAUGGAUUGAAAACCAUGAAUUUUUUAGCCAUGAAAAAUGGUUGCAUUUUUGUACACAUUGUGUUGGAAGUGGAGUGCAGUGUUGGUCCUAUUAAUAAUGCAUGUCAUUGAAGUUAUUUUUGUAUCCACUGAGUUAGGAAAAAAACCCUUUAAGUAUUUAAAUGUAUUAUUAGGCCGCUUGAAAGCAAUUGAAACUGAGGCCUAAGGGUUUCAGGUCCCUCACUCAUAGUAACUAACAUAACGUAGGAAAUGCUGAUAAAAUAUAAAAAACAGGACAAAACAGGUGGGAACAGUACAUUUUUGGCUUAGUGAACAUUAGUUAUUUGCAAGUAAGAAAAAAUGAGACUCAUUUUAAUAAGUUUGCUGGAUGUAUUGACAAGUAUUAAUAUUCUUAAAAACAUUUGCAUUAUGCAGCUGAUAUCUACAGUGACGCCAUUUGAUUUUUCUGCACAAGAUAUUAAAGAACUUUUAAGUAUUUUUAUUUCAUCUCUUGCUACUAGUCCUGUUGGGUGCAGUGCAGGCAGUCUUUACAAGUGCAAAAUCCCAGAACUAUAUACUUAGAAGCUAUUGGUUCUGCUUUGCAAAAUGCUUUGAAAAUACUCAACUUCUGGUUUUUGUUUGAAGCGGAAAUACAUUUAUACAUUGCUACAACUUCAGAUUUCUCCAGUUCAAUUUCAGCUGUAGGUAUCUUCUCCAAAUUCCUGAGCGUUCAUAAUUGUUAACAUUUAUUCAAUUCAUUGUAAUACCCAGAAAGGCUGAUGAAGUUGAACCUAAAUGCAAUUACUGCUUAGUUAUUUUGAGUGUAUAUGCUGUAGCUAUCAAUAAACAUUCAUAUUGGCUAUUUAA
This is a messenger RNA of Python bivittatus (Burmese python), 3750 nucleotides long. RefSeq names its product serine incorporator 1 (gene SERINC1). The record is from RefSeq and is a predicted model, not a curated record. Gene Ontology annotation, cellular component: membrane. NCBI's taxonomy places the organism in Eukaryota, Metazoa, Chordata, Lepidosauria, Squamata, Pythonidae.